This is a messenger RNA of Laetiporus sulphureus 93-53, 1158 nucleotides long. RefSeq lists its product as uncharacterized. Lineage: Eukaryota; Fungi; Basidiomycota; Agaricomycetes; Polyporales; Laetiporaceae. The coding region runs from base 1 to 1158 and encodes 385 amino acids. The record is from RefSeq and is a predicted model, not a curated record. The transcript is spliced from 2 exons.
AUGUCGCAGACCCUCCCCAGCACAGCGAACGUCAGUCCUCGCCCUGAUGUCCACCGUGUGAUCCACGAAGCCUCCAUCAAUCACUCUGUCUCCCCAGCUGGCACCGGAGGUCAAAAGCACCGUAGCGCCCUCGUCGCAGACGGGCAGCACACUUGGUCCUUCACCAAUCCAGAUCCCAGUCUGCGUCGUCCAUCGCCUACCACUCUCCCUUCCGACCAGACAGCAGGCCCAAGCACCCCGAUGUUCGGCGCACCUCCCCUGUCCUAUGACCCAGCUCACGCUAUCGAGCCUCAAGAUACCGUAGACUAUCAGCAAUUCAUUCAGACUCACUUCCCGACCGGAGGACAGAUGGACUACCAACUCCAGACAGGUCACAUCGGUAACGCUCUCUACCCGCAGCAACUCCAGGAGAUGCAGGAGAUGCUCCAGCCUCAGCCUCAGAACCAUUUUAAUUUCGUCCAGUCGCAGUUCGUCUCCCAGAACCAGGGUGCAUAUGAUCAGAGCUUCGCCCCAGGUCCAACGAGAGAGAGGCUUCAGCGACGGCUUCCGCGGACGACACGCCAGCAACCUGUUACCAAAGCGCCCGUCCCGACCCAGUUCGUUGAUACGCCACAUUCCCAACUGUCUCAACACGUCCAGGCGUCUACGGUCAUGGAUGCCAGCUUCCAGCAACAGUCGUUCACCUUCACCCACGACACGCCGCCUGAGACGUACCUCUACGCCAACGACUCCCGAAUCAUGUCCCAUGAGACACUUCCCCGACAGCAGUACCGGUUCUCGGAGUAUCAGCACCCUGAUCAGCAGAUUGCUGCAACUGGCCCGCCGUAUGCGCCCUCAGAGCUCAACAGCUACUCCUCGUCGCCCGUAUCGAUUGCGGAGGAUAAUCCGCAAAACUCGCAGUUCGUUUCACCCCAACAAGCUCAGACACCCAUGGCCGUCUCGAUCGCGCCCAACGCUCAGGCCUCCCCUGGCCAGAGCACAGGCAGGAAAGCCCAAGACAAAGCGGGGAAGGGCAGGGAGAAAGCGACAAAUCAGAAGAAGCGUGGACGUACAGAAAUGCGGGAAAGCGACUCACCGAGCGACGAGGACGAGUUUGCGAACAUCAUCGUGCCGCCGGUCACCGGCAAUGAGCUUCCAAACAGACUGUGCGUAUCGUAA